CUUGUUACGAGCGGGGAUGGUAAAAUUCCAAAUGAUCAGGUUGCGCUGACACAGGUCAUACGGAAACUGAAUAGUAUUGAGUUAUUCAUUAGAGUUAUGAAAGUUUUAUCGGAUGACCUUGACAAAAAUGAUUUAAUUCACGUGUAAGACUAAUGAACGGCAUUUUAUAAGAGGGGUUACCCUAGAAUUGAUAGAUAAAUCAACCUUAAAGGUUCAUCGUUACAUGGAUUCUGGGUAUUCCCUCCUCUUAUUUAAGUAUAACCAUGAAUUUUAGUUACCUGGUGAUGCACCGGUCUCUUCGUGCAUUCUAGCACGAACUAUCAAAAGGUCGCGGGUGUUUCAUAAAUAAUUUGAAACUAACCGUUCAUCAGAUGAUAUGGCUGCUGAAACUAGGGGUUCGUCUACUAGUUUGCAAGACUUACGCAAUGGCUGCUGGAAGAAGCUUCAGGAACGACAAGAGCUCGAAACGGACGAGUUCGGAAAGGCAAAACGUAUAUGGCUGCUGAGUCUAAAACGGCCACAUAUGAGAGCAUUCCAUUUCUCAUGGUUUGGAUUUUUCAUAGCAUUUCUAGCGUGGUUUUGCAUUCAACCCCUUCUCCCGCAUAUCAAAAAGGAUUUAGGACUAACGAAAGAGGAUCUCGCUAAUUCCGGAAUAUCCGGUGUUGCAGCAGUCAUAAUUGUCAGGAUAGCUGCAGGGCCGUUUUGUGAUCGUUAUGGAGCACGACGAACUAUGGUUGUUCUCCUAUGUAUCGGUGCUAUUCCAGUCGGCCUCGCAGCAUUCGUCACCAACGGCAAUGGGCUCGUCAUCGUACGCCUAUUCAUUGGGAUCCUAGGUGGGGUGUUCGUGCCGUGCCAAAUGUGGACAAUGAGCAUGUUUAGUUCGAAUGUUGUCGGCACGGCUAACGCUCUUGUCGCUGGUUGGGGUAAUCUGGGUGGUGGUGUGGCGUUUCUGUUAAUGUCAGCACUAUACGAACUGAUACGCCUCGGUGCGGAUGAAUCAUCAGCAUGGAAGAUUACACUUAGUAUCCCAGUAUUCAUUGUGCUAAUGUUGGCAUUGCCCUAUUGGUUCUUGGCUGAUGACUGCCCCCAAGGACCCUGGUAUCUGAGGGCCUCCCCGAUGAUAAAUAUUGAAGCUGUGAUUAACCCCAGGAUUGAAUGUGACACACCUGGCAGUGAAACAGGCAGAGGAAACCUUGCAUAUAUAUCUGGCAGCAUAACUGAUAUAGAGUCCCAGCGUUCCAUAGGGGAUUAUACAUCAACGUCUAUUAGAACAAUAAGUGAUACAAACCAUGACAGUGGCAUUGACAAUUCCAUCGAGACUAGCAGUAACUUUGUCAUUAACCGGAGGUCCGUAUCCAGUGCAAGCUCAAAUAUAUCUCGGAGUUGGCGUUCCUUUCACAUGCCUGACGAUCAGAAUGGGGCAUGGAGAAGCCACGUUGGAUUUAGGAUUUUUGGCAUUUUGAUUCUUUUGAUACAAUAUGGGGCUUGUUUUGGUAUUGAAAUAUCGGUUAAUACUAUACUGAAUAUAUACCUCCUGGAAAAAUUCAAAGUCGAUGGUUGCAAUAGUAGUACUGUGGCCUCAUCGACAAAUGAAAGUAGUUCUAUAGAUCAAAGCUACGCUUGUAGCGUUCUUAAUCCCACAACCGCAAGCCUCAUCACUUCCAUCUUUGGCCUCAUGAAUCUGUUCGCUCGCUUAUUCGGGGGACUAUUUUCUGACAUUUUUAACAAACGAUAUGGAAUUUCAGGAAGAAUUAUGACUCAUUGUGUUGCUCAAUUUUUGGCAGGUUUACUUAUGAUUGUAUUUGGGGCCAUGACUACUCUACCCACAGCUAUAAGUACUUUGAUCAUAUGGAGUUUGUUUGUUCAAAUAACAGAGGGCACCACAUUCAGUUUGGUCCCCUUUGUUUGGCCAAUCAGAGUUGGUCUCGUUGCGGGAACUGUUGCCGCGGGAGGAAAUUUAGGAGGUAUAUGUUGGAACAUUCUGUGGCGCAAUAGCCUUGAUGACAUGCAGUCCUAUUUUACAUUGAUUGGUAUCUUCACAAUUGUUGCAGCAUUCCUCUCAGUCUUCCUGAUCAUCGAUAGGCAACAUAUGUUAGACCCUCUAUGUAGGUUUCUAACACGGAAGGACAAACCGGAAAACACCUACAAUAGCUCGGAAAGGCGUCCACGAGAAAUUCCAACAUGGCAUUCACGAGAAACGUUACAGUCUAUUUUGACACUCCAAGAGAGUAAUGUUUAGUUUUUAAAUACACUUCUUCAAUUCGUUAAUUUAUCAGCCAUUGUUACGAAUGCCUUUCCUCCACUUAGGUCUGUUUACGAUAGGAG
This is a messenger RNA of Owenia fusiformis, 2325 nucleotides long. The record is from the annotation of a GenBank genome assembly. NCBI's taxonomy places the organism in Eukaryota, Metazoa, Annelida, Polychaeta, Sabellida, Oweniidae.